This is a messenger RNA of Penicillium antarcticum, 1506 nucleotides long. Its product is annotated as mannitol dehydrogenase family protein. The coding region runs from base 1 to 1506 and encodes 501 amino acids. The record is from RefSeq and is a predicted model, not a curated record. Lineage: Eukaryota; Fungi; Ascomycota; Eurotiomycetes; Eurotiales; Aspergillaceae. Gene Ontology annotation, molecular function: mannitol dehydrogenase activity. The transcript has a single exon.
AUGGCUCCCCUUAAGCUUAACAGUGCCAACCUUCCACAGAUUUCCGCCGCCGGCGACCAGGUGAAGGUCCCAACCUACGCCCGUGGCAAUGCCGUCAAGGAGGGCAUCGUCCAUAUCGGGAUUGGUGGCUUCCACCGAGCUCAUCUGGCGGUCUAUGUCCACCAAUUAAUGGAAAAGCAUGGUGUGAACGACUAUGCCAUCUGUGGUGUUGGCUUGCAGCCCUUCGAUGCUGCUAUGCGCGACGCCUUGGGUUCGCAGGACCACCUCUACACUGUCAUCGAGCGUUCGGCCAAAGGUAGCACUGCCAACGUUGUUGGCAGCAUCAACUCCUACCUCUUUGCCCCUGACAACCGCGAAGCCGUGAUUGCCAAGAUGGCCCACCCCGAUACACACAUUGUGUCGCUCACCAUCACCGAGAGCGGCUACUACUACAACGAGAACACCCACGAGCUCCAAAGCGAGAACCCCGACAUUCAGUUCGAUCUCAACCCAGCCAACGAUAAGGCACCCCGCACCACAUUCGGCUUCCUUUACGCCGCCCUUGCACGCCGUCACCAGCAAGGCCUCAAGCCAUUCACCGUCAUGUCGUGCGAUAACAUGCAGAAGAACGGUGCGAUCACACGGCACAUGCUCGAGUCAUUCGCCCGCCUGCGCAACCCUGAGCUUGCCAAGUGGAUUUCUGAGAAGGGCCACUUCCCCAAUGCCAUGGUCGACCGUAUCACCCCCCAGACUUCCCCCGCCGACAAGCAGUCUCUCGCCGAAGACUUUGGUAUCGAAGACUCUUGGCCUGUUGUUACAGAGCCUUUCAUGCAGUGGGUGAUCGAGGACUGCUUCUGUGACGGUCGUCCACCAUUUGAGAAGGUCGGCGUUCAGCUUGUCAAUAAUGUCCAUGAUGUCGAGCAAUUCGAGAAGCACAAGCUGCGCUUGCUCAAUGGCAGCCACUCCGCAAUUGGAUACCCUGGUCAGAUGGCUGGAUUUAAAUAUGUCCACGAAGUCAUGGAGAACCCAGUCUUCUCGAAGUUUGUGUGGCAGAUGAUGCAGGACGAGGUGAAGCCGCUGCUGCCUCACAUCCCGGGCGUUGACAUCGAUGAAUAUUGUAAAACCCUCAUUGAGCGCUUCUCCAACCCGACUAUUAUGGACCAGCUGCCUCGUGUGGCCCUCAAUGCUUCUGGCAAGAUCCCACAGUUCAUUAUGCCAUCCAUUGCUGAGGCCAUCUGGGUGACUGGCCCGUUCCGUCGCCUAUGCUUCGUCGCCGCAGCUUGGUUCCGCUACCUACACGGUGUAGAUGAUAAGGGCCAAACUUUCCAAGUCGACGACCCUAUGCGCGAUGAGCUUCAGACUAAGGCCAAGUCUGGAGGAACCAACCCCUCUGAGCUUCUUAGUAUUAAGAACUUAUUCGGUGACGACCUGCGCGGCGACAAGCGAUUCAUCGAGACCAUCACCACCGCUAUGGAAGAAAUUGCGCGGGAUGGCAUCAUGAAGACGCUUCCCAAGUACGUCGAUUAA